GGGGAGAGAGAAAGAAUGGAGCUGCACUGGAGCACUAAACACUAUGGUGCCUCCAUUGAACAGCCUGACAGGCAAGGAAGCUAGCGAAGGUCAGGACAGAAGGACACCAAAGGGGCGCAUUGACCCGCAGCGUCACGUUCACUGUCAUAGGAGAAACAUGGCAAACAGAUAUUAAAUGAGCUGUCACAGCAGCUGAUAGCAUUUGUUUCUGACUUCACUGUUCUGCACUGAGCACAAUACAUUCUCUCUGUUUCCUGACAAACUGAGACAAGGGGGACAAGUCAUCACGAGGACUAACGGGACAAACUGAAGUUCGUUUCUCAGGGAUGUCCAGUGCGCGGCUGCUGAAACCUUCACCAGAGGAGUCUGUGUUUGGUGCCCAACUUUCCCACAGGAUGGCAUCCACUGUGUCCGCUGUACCCCGUGGCGUCUUUGGACCCUCACCUCCCCCUCCAGCCGUCUGGCCUCCUCUGGACUUCGCCUUGGGUGCUCUUUCCUGUUGCGCCGCCUGUGUGUUCACAAAUCCCCUGGAGGUAGUAAAGACCCGGCUGCAGCUCCAGGGAGAGCUGCGUGCACGGGGAUCCUACCAGAGACACUACCGCGGAGUCCUGCAGGCCCUCUGGGUGGUGGGACGCACGGAUGGGCUCCGGGGCCUGCAGAAGGGGCUCUCAGUCGGGCUGAUCUACCAGGGUGUGAUGAACGGUGUGAGGCUGGGAUCCUACUCGUACUGUGAAGCUCUGGGUUUCACCUCGUACCACGGGGGUAGUCUGCUGUCAGGGGCAGGGGCCGGGGCGCUGGGUGCCUUCAUCGCCUCUCCUGCCUACCUGGUGAAGACUCAUCUGCAGGCUCAAACUGUGGAAACCAUAGCAGUGGGCCACCAGCAUAACCACCUGGGAGUGUCUGAUGCCUUUGUUACCAUCUAUAGACGAGAGGGUUUAAUUGGCCUUUGGAGGGGCGUGAACGGGGCCGUGCCCCGCGUCAUGGUUGGAUCAGCUGCUCAGCUGGCAACCUUCACCUCGGCCAAGGACUGGGUGUCACAUUCCCAGUGGUUUAGUCCAAACAGCUGGCUCACGGCGUUGAUAGCUGCCAUGAUGAGCGGAGUCGCCGUGGCAGUCACCAUGACACCGUUUGACGUCAUCAGUACACGUCUCUACAACCAGCCGGUGGAUGAGUCUCAUCGGGGGCGUCUGUACCAUGGAUUUUCAGACUGUAUGCUGAAGGUGUGCCAAGCUGAGGGCCUGCUGGGGUUUUAUAAAGGCAUGGGUCCCGUCUUCCUGCGUUUGGCCCCACACACAGUGCUCAGCAUGCUGUUCUGGGAUCUGAUGAGACAACAGACGGUGAAGGACAACCGGAGUCAGGGAAGGGGCUAAAACGUCCCAAAAGCCUGUGUGUGAUUGACUGAACUGAAGCGGUCCAUCUAUUAAUUAAACACUGCAUUAAAAGCAAAAUUUCAGUGUUUUGGUAAAUGAUAAUUCACUUUAUUGCUGAGAGUUAGAUGAGAAGAUUGAUGGCACUCUCAUGCCUGUACGGUAAAUAUGAAGCUACAGCCAGCAGCUGGUUAGCUUAGCUUAGCAUAAAGACUGGAAAUAGGGGGAAACUGCUAGCCUGGCCUUGUUGAGGUGUAACACAAUCUACCUACCAACACAUCUAAAGCUCACUGAUUAACACUUUUUAUCUGAUUGGUUAAGUGUUAAAAUGUUAAGCGGGUUUUGUUACCAUUUGAUAGAGCCGGGCUAGCUGUUUCCCUGUUUCCACUCUUUGUGCUAGGCUAAGCUAACAGCUGCUGGCUGUAGCUUUACAUUUAAUGUACAGACAUACAGAGUGACAUUGAGCUUCUCAUCAACGUCUCAGCCAGAAAGUGAGUUAAGCGCAUUUCCCAAGAUGUCGAACUAUUCCUUUAAGUGAGACUGAAGCAAGGAAGAUGGAUGAGCAUUUGAGAACUUGAUAAAGACGGACACAUGUUGCACAGUGUCUAACAUUUCCUGAGUUCCUGUCACAUUUCUCAGAUUUUGGAAAUUGCUGAUGAGCUAUCAUGUUUUUACCUUAAUACCUCAAAUGGUGAAUUUACAAGCAAUGUCGCUGGUUUUCACAUGUCCACUCGCAUCAAAGCUGAAAUGAAAGAAGUGAGACCCAUGUGGCUUGCAAGCACAUCAGUGGAGUGCCGAUGACCUGAAGAACGGGUCUGGAUAUUUAAGAUAUAAGCUCUGUAUUCCAUGUUUGGAAUUUGUUGCAGUUAAUAUUUCACUCCAGUGGCCUUGUCUGUUAUAUGUAAAGAAAGACAUCAGAGACAGACAUCAGACGGCAAUGUUGUUGUUUCCUGACCCACUCAUACCCAAAGCCAAGACUGCCAUUUGAUUUGAGCUUUUUAUUUACGGGUAUGUCAAGCCUUUGAA
Molecule: messenger RNA, 2393 nt
Organism: Chelmon rostratus (copperband butterflyfish)
Lineage: Eukaryota; Metazoa; Chordata; Actinopteri; Chaetodontiformes; Chaetodontidae
Gene: slc25a34
Product: solute carrier family 25 member 34
Exons: 6
Coding region: 327-1370 (347 amino acids)
Source: RefSeq, a predicted model, not a curated record